Molecule: messenger RNA, 3152 nt
Organism: Lagopus leucura (white-tailed ptarmigan)
Lineage: Eukaryota; Metazoa; Chordata; Aves; Galliformes; Phasianidae
Exons: 5
Coding region: 98-916 (272 amino acids)
Source: RefSeq, a predicted model, not a curated record
CAGCCCCGCCGCGCUGCCGCGAGCCCGGCGGCGGCGGCUGGGCGUUUGGAGGUGUGCGCGUGUGCUUAACCCCUUCUUGGCUCCUCGGACUUGUACCAUGCUGAAGGUCCUCACCAAAAAGCUCAGGAACCAGACUUUGAACGAAAUUCAGCCUUUCCAGCUAAAGAUCUCCUACCCCCCAAGUGAUGAGGACAGCGAUGACUCUGAGGGAGAGAAUCAAGAACUUGUUCAAAUCGACAGAGAGAGAAGACGGAAUUGUACCUUGACCCCUCUGGCCACCAACCAGCUCCAGAACCAGGAGAACCAAUGCUGCAAGGUCCGAGCUCUUCUCCAUGCCAGCCUGGAUCGCCACAGCUCGGAAGAGGAGCUGGAGCGCAUCAACCGAGAGUUUGCUGCUGAGAAGCGGAAGUGGUCCCAGGUCAGCAGGCUUGCGUGCUGCAGUGACAGCAACAACACCUCCUCCAGUGACGAAGAAGUGAAGAACUUGUGCGCCAUGUCCUUCCAGCCUGUUGCAGAGCAGGCUGAUGGUCUGCAUGCAAGCCCAAGCCCUGUGCUGUUCAGUGCCUCCCCUCCCAAGAGACUCCAGCCUCUGGUGCGCAACCCAGCCUCGAGACCUUUAAUCUUGACGAGUGUUGGGACAGGCCUUGAGCAAGUCAUGCCAUGUAAGAGACAUCGGCAAGGAUAUGGGGAUAAGAUCUGCAGGCCCAGCCUUGACCUGGAAAAAAUGCAGCAGAAGAUGCUGCUGAAGAAGAAUUGUGGAAUGAAGACUAGAGUUAUUAAAAUUCGUAGCAUCAACGGAGGCCGCCCGCCGCCUCACUUUGUGUAUGAUCCAUCCACCUUUGCCUUCCGUUCCCUCAGCACCUUGAAGCCGCUGAGCCCAAUAGCUCCAGUGGAAGAACCGUCAUGUGCCUACUGAAGGAAUUUCUCCAAAAACCUCAGGAACUAUCAACCAACCGCCUGCCUGGCAGUGGGAAGGGACGUGGCAACACCCGGGGGUUGGGUGUGGGAGAAGGGGACAGUGACACAUCUUUGCAAUGCAGUCUCCCUGGCAGCAGGAAACAUACAGCUUUGCAGCAGUGACUGGUUUCAUAGCAUUGCCACAUCUGAGCAUUAGCAGGUGAAGAGAUUUUUGUCUUUGAAGUGUAAAAUGGGACAGGUGACAGGUUCCGGACUGCGAGGACAGCCACCAGGGUGAACACAUGGAUGUGAUAGUUGGAGAUAUCCCUGAGGGGUUCAGGGGCUAGUAUAGCCUGCAUGGCAGCAGUGAAAAGUGAUCAGGUCCAAACAAUUUUCCAAGAGUACUUGGGUCUACAGUACUUUGGUGUAGACUGACCAUUCUUCUCAGAAAAAGGAGGACAGGAUUGGAAACAGAGGCUGUACUGGGCUGCUUGCAAAGAAAGAGGAUCCCUCUCUGAGACUGUUAGGAUUGUAUUAAAUUUAGGCUUUCUUGAGCGAAGACCCUGGGAGAUGGAUGUAGGAUGGGGUAAGUAGAAGAUAUAGUUCCACAUUCCAGCUAGUCUGCUGGCUCAGUAAUAUCAUCUAAAAUGAGACUGAAAUGGGAGGCAUGAGCAUUCUGGUUAUACAGUGGGAGUUAAAAUAAAGUUACAGAAUAAGGAUUUGUGUUCAGCCAUCCAAAGAAGCAGAGUGCCCACCUUCAGUUCUCUCUUGGCAUCAUCAGGGAGAAGAACAUGAGUGUGUCUGUGUACUCCUGGGUCUCCUCUCUGCUGAGGCUGCCUCCGUUUGGGGAUAUGCAGCAUUUGUCCACAGCAUUGUCCCAGUACUGCUGCACCUGUUGUGAUACUGAACACAACUGGCAUCAUCAGACUCAACAAAUCAAGUGUCUCCAGCAAGUUGUCUGUUACCCCAUUAGGCUGGCUAUUAAAUUCAGAUAGACCUCCGUUCUGUCCCAGUGGAGCAGGUAUUCCUGUAUGUAGCAUAAAGUGGGAGGAAGAAGUCUUGUAGCCAUCUGCUGGCAGAAGAAACAAGAAGGAAGCUUCUCUAUUAACAGUCUUACAGCAGUUAGGAACCACAGCAAGUCUUGUUACCACUGGAGUCUAGCCUUGAGGCACAGAUGUGCUUUGUGCUACAAGGCAUCAGCUAAUGGGAGAAGCUGUCACCUGUCAUAGUGAGGCAGAGGAACAAGGCAUUUCCUCUUGCUGCAUCUGAUAAGUCCCUAUUGCAAGUACCUGGUGGAGGGAGUAAUGUCUCAGCAUUGGAGGGAGUAAUUGUCUCAGCAUUCUUCAGCUUGAAUCUGUAUCUGACUGGGUACAAGCGAGAGUGUGUAAUUUACUUGUCUGGAUCAAGAGGAGCAACUGUGAAUAGUAAUAUAAAAUCGGUUUUAUUUUUAAAUCUGCUCCACUGUACCACUUUUUGGAUGAGACCAGGGGUCAGUACAGCUCUCAAUAGGAGGCCAUAGACUGAACCAGCACAUGCUGAUACUUUCUGUGCUGUGAGACCCUGGGGGAAAAGCCUGAAGGUCACCUAGGCACAGGGACAUGAAUCUCCUACCACUACCCAUCCGCUGCCUCUCUCGGGCAAGCAGAGUGCCUGGGCAAGGCAGUGAGGGGGUAUCCAUCCUGAUGCUGUCCAAGCUCUGCCUGCUCCUUGGCUCUAGAGUAUCAUGGCUGGACCACAUCCUGCACCAGCACUGCCUCCAAAGGACUGCUUGGGUUUUGUGGUGAGGUGCUUCAGGCAGAUCAUCGUGAUUCCCUGCAAAAGUCCCUUUUUCUGACUUAGGCAAAUUUCUCUGCUGAUUCUUCCCACUCCUGUAGAGACUGCCUGUUUUGUUUGGAUGGCACACCUCAGCUUUUAACUGCUGCCAGAUUGAGCUGACCAGGGCAGGACAGGAUGCAUCACCGCCUCAGAGCAAGUGCCCGUGCUCAAGAAAAGGGGCAACUGCAGCCCACUAUUCUGCAGGUGGAAUGCAGCCCUCAUGGCCUCUCACCUGUGCUUUUGAGGUGCUUCCCUAGAGCUCUAUUCCUGCCUGCAUGGAUGCUGCAGACUGCCUUCCCUGGGGGCCCCACGAAUGGGAAUGUGGAUGUCCUGCCUGUAUUGUUGCCUUUUAGUACCUUUUGUAACUUUUCUCUCUGUCUUUUCUUUUUCAAUCUGAAGGAAAAAUAAAAAUAAUGAAAUAAAGUGUAACAGCUGCUAUA